This is a messenger RNA of Heteronotia binoei (common prickly gecko), 4734 nucleotides long. RefSeq names its product transmembrane protein 168 (gene TMEM168). Bases 279 to 2381 code for a protein of 700 amino acids. The record is from RefSeq and is a predicted model, not a curated record. The transcript is spliced from 5 exons. NCBI's taxonomy places the organism in Eukaryota, Metazoa, Chordata, Lepidosauria, Squamata, Gekkonidae.
GGAAGGGCCAAAAUGGCGGCGGGCGGGGAACUUUUUAUUAUUUUUUAGGGCGAACAGCGCACGGUGAGUUUGGCGGUUGCCUAGCACAGCGUGGGCCUUCGUGGCGGCAAGCAACACUGAGGCGAAGAGGCAGAAAAUUUCAGUAAUCCUUGGCUGUUAAUGAUGAAACAACUCUGCAUAAAGUUACUUUUGCAUCAGAGUUCGUAGAUGAAACCCAAGCAAUUGUGUUGUAUAUAUCUGUAUUUGUGGAGUGAUACAAUUUUGACUAGUCAGCUUACAUGUGUAAAUCACUACGUUACUGCAUUAGCCACUGCCUCUACGCAGCAAUGACAAGACUGGAAGAAGCAAACCGAGAAGUGAGCAUGCAUUCUUCUGUCCGGUAUUUGGGCUAUUUAGCUCGAAUGAAUUUACUGGUUGCAAUAUGCAUGGGCCUCUAUGUCAGAUGGGAGAAGAAUGCAGAUGCACUAAUACUUGUGAUUUUUAUCCUGGCUCUUUUUGUUCUUGGAAUUGCUAGUAUACUUUAUUACUAUUUUUCAAUGGAAACAGCGAGUUUAAGUCUUUCUAAUCUUUGGUUUGGAUUUUUACUUGGCCUUCUCUGUUUUCUUGAUAAUGAUGCUUUUAAGAAGAGUGUGAAAGAAGAAGCAACCCAAUAUUUGCUCCUUUCCUCAAUCAUUAUAAGGAUAUUGCAUGCUUUAGUGGUGAGAAUAUCUGGCUGUAUCCAUCAUCGACCCACUCUUCUAACAAUGGUUGAGUUCCUGGAACUGGUUGGGUUUGCAAUUGCCAGCACAACUAUGUUGGUCCAAAAAUCCAUGAGUAUUAUCUUGUUGGUUGUGGCUUUAGCAAUGCUCAUUAUCGAUUUGCGGAUGAAGUCUUUCCUUGCCAUUCCAAAUUUAGCAAUCUUUGGCAUCCUGGCCUCAGUAUUGUUUUUUCCUUCCUUAGCAAUACCCACAAAUCCAUUUGCCUUGGGAUGCUUUUUUAGCUGCCUAAUCACAGACCCUCUUCUUGAUGUGUACUUCAGUGGACUUUCAGUUACAGAACGUUGGAAACCCUAUUUGUUUCGUGGGAGAGCCUGUCGAAGAUUUUCAGUCAUCUUUGUUGGACUUAUUGAGCUUGUUUCUUUCAUAUUAUCGGCCUUCAAGCUUGGUGAUUUGGAUCUUUGGUAUUUUGUGAUACCAGGGUUUUCGAUUUUUGGAAUUUUCUGGAUGGUCUGCCACAUCAUUUUUCUUAUAACUCUUUGGGGAUUUCAUACAAAAUUGAAUGACUGUCACAAAAUCUACUACACGCAUAGGACAGAGAAUAACAGCCUUGAUAGAAUCAUGGCAUCUAAAGGAAUGCGUCAUUUUUGUUUAAUUUCUGAGCAACUUGUAUUUUUCAGCCUUCUUGCAACAGCGAUUUUGGGUGCUGUAUGUUGGCAGAAAUCCAAUGGAAUCUUCAUGAGUGUGUUUCUGAUAGUCUUGCCACUUGAAUCCAUGGCUCAUGGGUUAUUUCAUGAACUGGGAAAUUGUCUGGGAGGAACAUGUGUAGGAUAUGCAGUAGUGAUUCCUACCAAUUUCUGCAGUCCUGAUGGCCAACCAACCCUUCUUCCACCUGAGCAUGUACAAGAGCUAAACUUAAGAUCAACAGGCAUGCUUAAUGACAUUCAAAGAUUCUUUUCAUAUCAUAUGAUUGAGACUUACGGCUGUGACUAUUCUACAAGUGGACUUUCUUUUGAUACCCUUCAUUCCAAACUGAAAUCUUUUCUUGAAGUUCGGACACCUGAUGGACCCAGACAUGACACCUAUGUUCUGUACUACAGCGGCCAUACUCAUGGCACUGGGGAAUGGGCACUAGCAGGUGGCGAUGCAUUACGGUUGGAUACGCUUUUAGAGUGGUGGAGAGAGAAGAAUGGCUCUUUUUGUUCACGACUUAUUAUAGUCUUAGACUGUGAGAAUUCUCAGCCUUGGAUUAAGGAAGUAAGAAAAGUCAAUGACCAAUAUAUUGCAGUACAAGGAGCAGAGCUGGCCAAAGUGGUGGACAUUGAUGAAGCAGACCCUCCACGCCUUGGCGACUUUACUAGAGAAUGGGUGGAAUACAAUUGUAACCCUGACAGUGACAUCAAUUGGUUUGAAAAGGGUCGAACCGUCAAAGCCAUGUAUGGAGUGUCAAAACAAUGGAGUGACUAUACUUUACACUUGCCAACAGAAAGUGAUGUUGCCAAACACUGGAUGAUGUAUUUUUCCCGUAUCACCUAUCCUCUAAUUCAUCUGGCAAACUGGUUCUGUGGUCUUAACCUUUUUUGGAUCUGCAAGGCUUGUUUUAGGUGUUUGAAAAGGUUAAAAAUGAGUUGGUUCCUUCCUACAGUAUUGGACACAGGACAGGGCUUCAAACUUGUCAGAUCUUAAAUUAAGAACCAAAGAUGAGCAGGAGCUCUUAACAUAUGACUGACUUGUAACAGUUUAUGCUGUUGAAGGAAACUUGCUGCUUUUUGCAGCAGCAUCCCUUUUUGUUCAUUACAUUGAGCAACAGUAUAUGCAAAGGGUUAAAUUCCAUUAGGCAACCAAGAACAGCAUUGUUCCUGAGUUUGAUUGAAGUUCUGUAAAAGCCAUUAAGUAUGACCAUGUUUCAGAGACGAGUUCGUAUGUUCAUAUGCAUUAGAGCUGACUGAGGGCUAAAUAGGCAAAUUCCUUAUUCCCCCUCCCCCUUCAUUGUGUUAUGAAUACUUUUAUGUGGCAGACAUAUCCUAUGCAAAAAUCAUUUCUACUUUUGGAUCACUCCAGUAUUACCAUACUUUGCAUUGAUGGGUUUCAAGGCUCCAUAAAUCCACGCCAGAUAUAUACCAGCAAGCACUCCAGUUUGUGUUUUAAGAGAAUACAAAAAUCAUAGGGUUUAUUGGAAUUUCCAUGUGAAUGUGUUUAAAACUGCAACUUUAUAACGUACUGGGGAGUCAGUGCCAUUACCAGAACUUAUUUCAAGGCAGGUGUAAUUAGGACGGUAACUAUAGUGAGUUAAUUUUGGAAACUAUACCUGUGGCAGUAUCAGAGUACUCAGUGGUCCAGACAAAACCUUGGUAGGCAAGCUAUUGAAUUUGGUGUUGUGAAAGGUGACUGGGUCUCAAAUUACUGUUGUCUUGACCUGCUGUCAUGCUUUCAUGGAGUGAUAACAAUGUGCUGAAUUAUAUUUUAAUUCCAAAACUAAACCAAGUUAUCUGUAUUUGUAUGUACUGAGACAUUAAAGGGGAUAUAUCUUGGGAAUGCCUUCUGAGGCUUCAAAAUCUUACCUUAAUCCAGUUAAUUACAAAGCUUGUGGGGGGGGAUGUCUAAAGUAUUUGCUGAGAAACAGGUUUCAGUGAGACUGUAAUUGCCUUUUGGACACUUCUAGAAGUUGAUUUUUUAACUAGGUCUAUUUAUGCCACUGGUGUUAGGACACUGCUUGAAGUGCCCUUCAUCUAAAAUCAUUGUGCAUUAGAAUCCUGUAACUUGAACUUCCUUUAUUAUGAAAGUCAAACUGGCAAGUUACAGUCCUUUUUCCCCCUCUUCUCUUCUUGCAAAUUCUAUCAGAAAUAUUGCAUAAUGGAAGUGCAUGUCAGUUAAAGGGAUAAUUUAUAAUAUUCAGAUUUUUGUUUUAGCUUUUUAAAUAAGAAUUUAUUUUCUAAUUAUUUCUGUAUUUCAGCUUGAAAGUUUUUGUCAGUCUUUAAAGUAUGUAUUCAGCUGUUUGGAUAUGAGAAUUGUUCUUGUUGCAUUAAAUUACCUAAUAGAAUGUUUAUUUUUAGAAGAUUUUUUAAAAAUAAUGCUGAAGCCGAAACCAGAAUUAAGAUAACCUUACUAACCUUCUCUUCAGUACAUCAUGGCUUCUACAGAUUCAGGAAUGAUGGUAGCUUCCCCUCCCACUCUCUUGAUGCAUAACCUAUCCCUUAUAGCAGUACUGCUCUUCCGGGAUGUAUAGUCCUGAAAUAUAUGUUUACACGCAGAGAUAAUCAGAGGGGCACAUGAAAUCAACCGCAGGUUGUGGAAUGUAAAGAAUCAUAAAUUGCACUUUUUUGAUCAUGAAUAAAUUGUACUUGAGGUGUGACCACAAGUUAUACUUGAGAUAAAGAUCAAAAUGUGUAGUUGCAUCUUGGUUGACAAAGUGCUAGAAUUUGAACCAACACCAUUAAUGUAAUAGAUCUCAUCCAUAUGUUAUCUGCAGGCAUGUGGACCAUCCUGAAUAAGGUUAUUUUGUGUUCUGUUGAAUGUCCAUUAUUGUUGUAUUCACUGUAUAGAAAGCUGAAAGCAUUGUUGAAAUUCUGGUAUAGUUUCAGCGAGUCUGUCUGUCCAAAUUAUAAGUUUUAAGGACAUAAAAUUGCCAAACACAAAAAGACCCUAAAUAGAUUAAAAGCGAUCUUCUGAUGUUCAUUCAGUAUAACUUCAGAAUGAAGUGUUCUGUGCAGAGAUUAUCUUGAUUCUUUAAAUUUCUGUACUCAUUUUGUUUUAAUGUGCUAAUGCUGAUGUCUCACAAUAGGUUACAUUUAAUUGGAAUGCAGAUUGAUAAAGAGUUCCUGCAAAAGAAGCAAGCCAUAUCCUAUCUCUUGCAAUUGCACUUUCAUACAUUCUCACUUCUUUGGCUAUGUAGUGAAGCCUUUCUCAGCCUUGAAAAGUGGAUUUUUGUAACUGUCAUUGUGCUUCCUCUGGGGUAUAAAGUGCUAAACUGACUGAUGCCGAGCUCACCUUGAAAUUAAAAGAGUUUAUUGCCUAUGUUGGAUGAUGCUACUCUAGAAAA